This is a messenger RNA of Plutella xylostella (diamondback moth), 1862 nucleotides long. Its product is annotated as N-acetylglucosamine-6-sulfatase. NCBI's taxonomy places the organism in Eukaryota, Metazoa, Arthropoda, Insecta, Lepidoptera, Plutellidae. Gene Ontology annotation, molecular function: N-acetylglucosamine-6-sulfatase activity; glycosaminoglycan binding. Gene Ontology annotation, biological process: glycosaminoglycan metabolic process. The record is from RefSeq and is a predicted model, not a curated record.
UCACCUCACUUGUCAGUUGUCACUGUCAGUGUCAAAAAUAUCAAGCAUACUUUCAGUAAAUUUCUUUCUGAAGAAAAUUUAGAAAAAUAUAGCCAUAUUUGCCGCUAUUUUCAUAUUUGACCCAUUUUACUAUUACCUCCAACAAUGGCGAAAAACGGCCCCGUUGCUUUUUUGAAAGAUUUCUACUACGAUCCCUUCAAAUGGUCAAUAGUGAAGAGCGUCGGUUUCUUCGCAGUCGGCGUCGUGGUGGCGAGCGAAUGUGCCGGUCUCGAGAUAAUGCCAUCUACGCCACAGUAGUGCUAGUUUAAACCUAAUUUCCUAAGCGUAUAAAGAAAUAUAGUCACAAUGUUGCGUUCUAAAGGUCUAUUGUUGUUUUCAAUUGUGUUUGCGGCCAGUUGCUAUGGCCAAAACAUAGUUAUGUUUUUAACAGAUGAUCAAGAUGUGGUAUUGGGUGGCAUGACCCCUAUGAAGAAUGUUCAACGGUUUAUUGCUGAUAACGGAGUUGUGUUUACAAAUUCUUAUGCAGCAUCACCAAUCUGCUGCCCAAGUCGGUCAAGCAUCCUGACGGGCAAGUACAUCCACAACCAUGGCACAUACGGCAACAGCGUCUCGGCCGGCUGCUACGGGGUGCACUGGAAGAGUCAGGAGAAUGACACCUUUGCAGCUAUUUUGCAUAAUGCUGGAUACAACACUUUCUAUGCUGGGAAGUAUUUGAAUGAGUACGGCGUCUCCUCAGGCGGCGGGGAGGUGCCGCCGGGCUGGGGCGAGUGGCACGGGCUCGUCGGCAACUCCCGCUACUACAACUACACGGUGUCCAACAACGGCGUGCCCACGUACAGCCGGGACUUGUACUUGACUGAUACUAUUCGCUCGCUAUCGCUAAGCUUUAUAGACAAGCAGUCCAGCGCAGAGCGGUCCAACUUCCUGAUGGUACUAGCGCCCCCCGCCCCGCACGCCCCCUUCACCCCCGCGGACCGGCACAAGGGGGUCUACGCCAAUGUCAGCGCUUUGAGAAGCCCCAGCUUUAAUGUGAAGGCUGAUGACAAACACUGGCUGAUCCGAAUGCCUCCCACGCCGCUGCCCGAAGCCCUGAUGCCGGAGCUGGACCGCGUGUACCGCUCGCGGUGGGAAGCCCUCCUGGCCGUCGACGAGAUGGUGGCUGAUGUUGUGAAUGCAUUGGAGGUUAACAACUUGUUGGAGGACACGUAUUUGGUGUUUACAUCGGAUAAUGGGUACCAUGUUGGCCAAUUCUCGCAAGUAUACGACAAACGACAGCCAUACGAGACGGACAUAAAAGUCCCUCUAGUCAUAUCUGGGCCAGGAAUUCCCAAGAACACUAUCAAUGCUGACCCCGUCAUCAACAUAGAUUUAGCCCCAACUAUUCUCAGUAUGGCCAAGCUAGCACCGCCUAAGACUAUGGAUGGGAGAGUCAUAGACUUGUAUGCACAGAAUAAGACGAAGGAGAGAAAUAUGCUGAUCACGUAUUAUGGUGAAGGGAACACGAAGACUGUGGAUGCUAAUUGUACGUGGAAGUAUGAUGGGAAGAAUCUGGCGGAAUGCUAUCCAGACUUCUCAUGCAAGUGUCAGGACGCGCGCAACAACACGUAUGGGUGUCUCAGACACUUCGCCGACAACGUGGACGCCAAGUACUGCAAGUUCAGCGAUAAUGAGCGUUUCGAGGAGCACUACGACUUGCUAAGCGACCCGCACGAGCUGACCAACACCAUCGACCAACUGUUCCCGUCAGUGAAGAUGUUCUACAACAACCUGCUGAGAGCUUUGCUACACUGUAGUGGGGAUGGCUGUGACCAAUUGAGUACUUAGGGCUAGGAUUAGGGUAUAGGUAUUUAUGAAAUUGUUAC